Sphenostylis stenocarpa is the source of this 1812-nucleotide messenger RNA. The record is from the annotation of a GenBank genome assembly. Lineage: Eukaryota; Viridiplantae; Streptophyta; Magnoliopsida; Fabales; Fabaceae.
AUGCCUACCGUCAGUGUGGGCCGGGAUCGCCUGUUUGCGGCACUAGGAAGAACUUACACGCAAGAGGAAUUCGAAGACUUGUGCUUCAGUUUCGGGAUCGAGCUCGACGACGUCACGACGGAGAAGGCAAUUGUAAGGAAAGAGAAGCAUUUGGAUGAAGAAGAAGUUGAUGAGGACGAAGAAAUUAUCUACAAAAUCGAAGUUCCCGCCAAUAGAUAUGACCUCCUGUGCCUUGAAGGGCUUGCUCAAGCCCUCAGAGUCUUUUGUGAAAUCCAGGAGAUCCCCUCUUAUAGAUUAUCUGACAUUAGUAAGAAUGCAAUGUUGAAAAUGCAUGUGAAACCAGAGACUUCUGUGAUUCGUCCAUUUGUUGUAUGUGCUGUUUUAAGAGAUGUAACUUUUGAUAAAGCAAGAUACAACAGCUUUAUCGAUCUCCAAGACAAGCUUCACCAAAACAUAUGUCGCCGAAGAACUCUUGUUGCCAUUGGAACCCAUGAUCUGGAUAAAUUGGAAGGUCCUUUCACCUAUGAGGCUUUGCCACCUUCGAGUAUAACUUUUACGCCACUAAAGCAGGAAAGGAACUUCAGGGCUGAUGAGUUAAUGGAGUUUUACAAGUCAGAUUUGAAACUGAAGAAAUUCUUGCAUAUAAUUGAGGACUCCCCUGUUUUUCCUGUUUUAUAUGACAGUAAGAGAACUGUAUUAUCUUUACCCCCGAUUAUUAAUGGUGCACAUUCAGCCAUCACACUGGAGACAAAGAAUGUAUUUAUUGAAUGUACUGCUACUGAUCUGACAAAGGCAAAGAUUGUUUUAAAUACAAUGGUAACAGCCUUCUCAGAAUAUUGUGCACACAAAUUUAUCAUUGAACCAGUUGAAGUGAUUUCUUAUGAUGGCAAGUCAAACAUAUACCCUGAUUUAUCUGUCUACAACAUGGAAGUUUCUCUAUCUUACAUUACUGGAUUGAUUGGGGUAUCAUUGGAGGCAGAAGAGGUCACCAAGUUCUUAAAUCGGAUGCAAUUGCAUGCGAAGCAAUCUACAUCUAAUAAAAAGCAGUGUAACUUUGUAGUAUAUGUACCUCCUACUAGAAGUGAUGUUCUUCACCCAUGUGAUGUUAUGGAGGAUGUGGCGAUUGCUUAUGGAUUCAAUGCUAUUAAGGAUAAAGCAGUAGUAGACAAUAAGGGCUCAAAGAGGUUGGCUGCUUCCCUGACUCUACUUCCUCUGAACGAGAUCAGCGAUCUUAUCCGGAAAGAGGUUGCAUUGAUUGGGUUUACAGAGGUCUUGACAUUUAUACUCUGCUCUAAAAAGGAAAACUUUGCCAUGCUUAACCGCAAAGAUGAUAAAUCUAAAGCAGUUAUCAUUGGAAACCCCAGAUCUUCGGACUUUGAGGCUGUGCGGACUAGUCUUAUGCCUGGCAUUUUGAAAACUGUUGCUCACAACAAGGAUCAUCCAAAGCCUAUAAAGAUUUUUGAAGUGGGUGAUAUAGCACUUUUGGAUGACAAUAGAGAUGUUGGUGCAAAAAAUCUUCGCCAACUUGCUGCGCUGUACUGUGGUGCUAAUGCCGGAUUUGAGAUAAUUCAUGGCUUGGUCGACAGAGUAAUGGAAAAGAACGGUGUUCCCUUUGUUUCACCUGGCGAUAAGUCGGGCUAUUACAUUGAGCGGUCAGAUGAACCCGAGUUUCUUGCUGGUAGACAAGCUAGAAUCAUUUACAAGGGAAAUCAUGCUGGCACUUUUGGCAUUGUUCAUCCCGAGAUAUUAAACAACUUCGACAUUCCCGAUCCCUGCUCCUUUGUUGAACUUAACAUCGAAAGUUUCCUAUGA